AUGAGUCCGGUGCGAGGAAAUAAACCACCUAUUUUCCGUACCUUUCCUCGGAAGCAUAGAAUUCAUGUGCUUGAGGCUCCUGGUGACAUUGAGCCAACUCAUUCCACCGGUGCUGCUGACAGCAGGGCUCCUGCUGAUGCUGAGCCAAAUUCUUCUACCUGUGCUGCUGUCAAUGGGGCUCCUGCUGGUGUUGAGCCAACUACUUCUUCCCAGUGUGCUCCUGACUGUGAGGAUCCUGCAGUCAUUGAGCCAACUCAUUCCACCUGUGCUGCUGACAGCAGGGCUCCUGCUGAUGCUGAGCCAAAUUCUUCCACCUGUGCUGCUGUCAAUGGGGCUCCUGCUGAUGUUGAGCCAACUACUUCUUCCCAGUGUGCUCCUGACUGUGAGGAUCCUGCAGUCAUUGAGCCAACUCAUUCCACCUGUGCUGCUGACAGCAGGGCUCCUGCUGAUGCUGAGCCAAAUUCUUCCACCUGUGCUGCUGUCAAUGGGGCUACUGCUGAUGUUGAGCCAACUACUUCUUCCCAGUGUGCUCCUGACUGUGAGGAUCCUGCAGUCAUUGAGCCAACUCAUUCCAACUGUGCUGCUGACAGCAGGGCUCCUGCUGAUGCUGAGCCAAAUUCUUCCACCUGUGCUAAUGUCAAUGGGGCUCCUGCUGAUGUUGAGCCAACUACUUCUUCCCAGUGUGCUCCUGACUGUGAGGAUCCUGCAGUCAUUGAGCCAACUCAUUCCACCUGUGCUGCUGACAGCAGGGCUCCUGCUGAUGCUGAGCCAAAUUCUUCUACCUGUGCUGCUGUCAAUGGGGCUCCUGCUGGUGUUGAGCCAACUACUUCUUCCCAGUGUGCUCCUGACUGUGAGGAUCCUGCAGUCAUUGAGCCAACUCAUUCCACCUGUGCUGCUGACAGCAGGGCUCCUGCUGAUGCUGAGCCAAAUUCUUCCACCUGUGCUUCUGUCAAUGGGGCUCCUGCUAAUGUUGAGCCAACUACUUCUUCCCAGUGUGCUCCUGACUGUGAGGAUCCUGCAGUCAUUGAGCCAACUCAUUCCACCUGUGAUGCUGACAGCAGGGCUCCUGCUGAUGCUGAGCCAAAUUCUUCCACCUGUGCUUCUGUCAAUGGGGCUCCUGCUGAUGUUGAGCCAACUACUACUUCCCAGUGUGCUCCUGACUGUGAGGAUCCUGCAGUCAUUGAGCCAACUCAUUCCACCUGUGCUGCUGACAGCAGGGCUCCUGCUGAUGCUGAGCCAAAUUCUUCCACCUGUGCUGCUGUCAAUGGGGCUCCUGCUGAUGUUGAGCCAACUACUUCACAACUUGUUCCUGACUGUGGUGCUCCUGCUGAUUUUGAGCCAACUACUUCCCAGUGUGCUCCUGACUGUGAGGAUCCUGCAGUCAUUGAGCCAACUCAUUCCAACUGUGCUGCUGACAGCAGGGCUCCUGCUGAUGCUGAGCCAAAUUCUUCCACCUGUGCUGCUGUCAAUGGGGCUCCUGCUGAUGAUGAGCCAACUACUUCUUCCCAGUGUGCUCCUGACUGUGAGGAUCCUGCAGUCAUUGAGCCAACUCAUUCCACCUGUGCUGCUGACAGCAGGGCUCCUGCUGAUGCUGAGCCAAAUUCUUCCACCUGUGUUGCUGUCAAUGGGGCUACUGCUGAUGUUGAGCCAACUACUUCUUCCCAGUGUGCUCCUGACUGUGAGGAUCCUGCAGUCAUUGAGCCAACUCAUUCCACCUGUGCUGCUGACAGCAGGGCUCCUGCUGAUGCUGAGCCAAAUUCUUCCACCUGUGCUGCUGUCAAUGGGGCUCCUGCUAAUAAUGAGCCAACUACUUCUUCCCAGUGUGCUCCUGACUGUGAGGAUCCUGCAGUCAUUGAGCCAACUCAUUCCACCUGUGCUGCUGACAGCAGGGCUCCUGCUGAUGCUGAGCCAAAUUCUUCCACCUGUGCUGCUGUCAAUGGGGCUACUGCUGAUGUUGAGCCAACUACUUCACAACUUGUUCCUGACAGUGGUGCUCCUGCUGAUGUUGAUCCAACUACUUCCCAGUGUGCUCCUGACUGUGAGGAUCCUGCAGUCAUUGAGCCAACUCAUUCCACCUGUGCUGCUGACAGCAGGGCUCCUGCUCACAUAGAACCAACUCCUUCACAACUUGCUCCUGACAGGGGUGCUCCUGCUGAUGUUGAGCCGACUCAUUCCACCUGUGCUGCUGACUCCAGGAUUCCUGCUGACAUAGAACCAAGUCCUUCACAAUGUGCUCCUGACAGUCCUGCUCCUUCUGAUAUUGGUGAGGAACCCAGUCCUGUUGCUGACCCAGAUGAAGAUAUAGCUGAGGACUUUUAUGACGCUUUAGAGUCAUCUGAUCACACUGGCCAUAGCAGGUCCACUGUCCAGGUACCUGGUUUUCUUUGGGAACCAGAUAUGCUACUGCUGCCGGUAAUGCCCUUGAUGUGGUUUCUUACAUUCCUGUUAUCAACGAUGAUGUGGAUUAGAAAUGGAAUUCGCAAGUGUGCUACGAAGAAAAUGGCCAAGGACCUCCCUCCAAGAGAAAAGAUAAACCCGGUGCGAGGAAAUAAACCACCUAUUUUCCGUACCUUUCCUCGGAAGCAUAGAAUUCAUGUGCUUGAGGCUCCUGGUGACAUUGAGCCAACUGAUUCCACCUGUGCUGCUGACAGCAGGGCUCCUGCUGAUGCUGAGCCAAAUUCUUCCACCUGUGCUGCUGUCAAUGGGGCUCCUGUUGGUGUUGAGCCAACUACUUCUUCCCAGUGUGCUCCUGACUGUGAGGAUCCUGCAGUCAUUGAGCCAACUCAUUCCACCUGUGCUGCUGACAGCAGGGCUCCUGCUGAUGCUGAGCCAAAUUCUUCCACCUGUGCUGCUCUCAAUGGGGCUACUGCUGAUGUUGAGCCAACUACUUCACAACUUGUUCCUGACAGUGGUGCUCCUGCUGAUGUUGAGCCAACUACUUCCCAGUGUGCUCCUGACUGUGAGUAUCCUGCAGUCAUUGAGCCAACUCAUUCCACCUGUGCUGCUGACAGCAGGGCUCCUGCUGGUGCUGAGCCAAAUUGUUCCACCUGUGCUGCUGUCAAUGGGGCUCCUGCUGGUGUUGAGCCAAGUACUUCUUCCCAGUGUGCUCCUUACUGUGAGGAUCCUGCAGUCAUUGAGCCAACUCAUUCCACCUGUGCUGCUGACAGAAGGGCUCCUGCUGAUGCUGAGCCAAAUUCUUCCACCUGUGCUGCUGUCAAUGGGGCUCCUGCUGAUGUUGAGCCAACUACUUCUUCCCAGUGUGCUCCUGACUGUGAGGAUCCUGCAGUCAUUGAGCCAACUCAUUCCACCUGUGCUGCUGACAGAAGGGCUCCUGCUGAUGCUGAGCCAAAUUCUUCCACCUGUGCUGCUGUCAAUGGGGCUCCUGCUGAUGUUGAGCCAACUACUUCACAACUUGUUCCUGACAGCGGUGCUCCUGCUGAUGUUGAGCCAACACUUCCCAGUGUGCUCCUGACUGUGAGGAUCCUGCAGUCAUUGAGCCAACUCAUUCCACCUGUGCUGCUGACAGCAGGGCUCCUGCUGAUGCUGAGCCAAAUUCUUCCACCUGUGCUGCUGUCAAUGGGGCUCCUGCUGCUGAUGAGCCAACUACUUCUUCCCAGUUUGCUCCUGACUGUGAGGAUCCUGCAGUCAUUGAGCCAACUCAUUCCACCUGUGCUGCUGACAGCAGGGCUCCUGCUGAUGCUGAGCCAAAUUCUUCCACCUGUGCUGCUGUCAAUGGGGCUCCUGCUGAUGUUGAGCCAACUACUUCACAACUUGUUCCUGACAGUGGUGCUCCUGCUGAUGUUGAGCCAACUACUUCCCAGUGUGCUCCUGACUGUGAGGAUCCUGCAGUCAUUGAGCCAACUCAUUCCACCUGUGUUGCUGACAGCAGGGCUCCUGCUCACAUAGAACCAACUCCUUCAUAACUUGCUCCUGACAGGGGUGCUCCUGCUGAUGUUGAGCCGACUCAUUCCACCUGUGCUGCUGACACCAGGAUUCCUGCUGGCAUAGAACCAAGUCCUUCACAAUGUGCUCCUGACAGUCCUACUCCUUCUGAUAUUGGUGAGGAACCCAGUCCUGUUGCUGACCCAGAUGAAGAUAUAGCUGAGGAUUUUUAUGACGCUUUAGAGUCAUCUGAUCACACUGGCCAUAGCGGGUCCACUGUCCAGGUACCUGGUUUUCUUUGGGAACCAGAUAUGCUACUACUGCCGGUAAUGCCCUUGAUGUGGUUUCUUACAUUCCUGUUAUCAAUGAUGAUGUGGAUUAGAAAUGGAAUUCCCAAGUGUGCUACGAAGAAAAUGGCCAAGGACCACCCUCCAAGAGAAAAGAUAAACCCGAUGCCGCUGGAGCUGAACACUCCAACACACACUGAUAUAUGAAGACAAAGUGUGUGAGGAGGAAGUUUAUUAUGUAUAUGUAAAUAUAAAAAUUUUAUAUAUAAAUAAAAUGUUUUAU
Messenger RNA from Mus musculus (house mouse), 4452 nucleotides. RefSeq names its product predicted gene, 53473. The transcript has 6 exons. The record is from RefSeq and is a predicted model, not a curated record. Bases 1 to 3906 code for a protein of 1301 amino acids. Lineage: Eukaryota; Metazoa; Chordata; Mammalia; Rodentia; Muridae.